This is a messenger RNA of Cladophialophora psammophila CBS 110553, 219 nucleotides long. RefSeq lists its product as uncharacterized. The transcript has 2 exons. Bases 1 to 219 code for a protein of 72 amino acids. The record is from RefSeq and is a predicted model, not a curated record. Lineage: Eukaryota; Fungi; Ascomycota; Eurotiomycetes; Chaetothyriales; Herpotrichiellaceae.
AUGAGCACGUCCCACAGCUCCGCUUCUACCAAUGAGCCCCCCGCCAGGCCCAAAAACGUUGAUACCCAGGGCGCAUUCAGAGAUGGCCCUCAGGCUCAGACAGAUACUCCGCAAGCGCUGGUCGAGUACGGCGAAUACCUCGGCCGAUGCAUUGCCAUGGCUGACCUCGAGCCCGCCACUUCGCAGACGGGGAACAAGCGGAAGCGGACUCCUACUUGA